Messenger RNA from Hippopotamus amphibius kiboko, 2307 nucleotides. RefSeq names its product UDP glycosyltransferase family 3 member A2 (gene UGT3A2). Gene Ontology annotation, molecular function: UDP-glycosyltransferase activity. Bases 79 to 1650 code for a protein of 523 amino acids. The record is from RefSeq and is a predicted model, not a curated record. The transcript has 7 exons. Lineage: Eukaryota; Metazoa; Chordata; Mammalia; Artiodactyla; Hippopotamidae.
UUCACUGCCUGUGCAUCAGAUCCCUGUGCGGGGGGCAGGGGCGCAGGGCUGGCCUCUGCAGCUUCCACAGGAGCAAGGAUGGUGGGGCAGCAGGCGCUGCUUCUAGUCGGAUUCCUGCUGCCUGGGCUCCUGUUCUCAGAGGCUGCGAAAAUCCUCACUCUGUCCCUGGUGGGUGGAAGCCAUUUUCUGCUGAUGAAUCGGGUCACUCAGAUUCUUCAAGAUCAUGUUCAUAAUGUCACUAUGCUUCUCCAGAGUGGAAAUUUAUUCCUACCAGGUUUUAAAGAGGAGGAGAAAUCAUACAAAGUUAUUAACUGGUUUCUACCUGAAGACUUUAAUAAAGAAUUUAAGAAGUCUUUUCAUUUCAUUAUGGAAGAAACUUUUAAGGGCAGAAGCACAUUUGACCAUCUUUUAAUUGUUUUGGAACACCUAGGGCUUCAGUGCAGUGAUUUGCUAAGGAGAAAUGACAUUAUGAAUUCUUUAAAGAAUGAGAACUUUGACCUGGUGAUAGUGGAAACUUUUGACUACUGUCCUUUUCUGGUUGCUGAGAAGCUUGGGAAGCCAUUUGUGUCCAUCCUCCCUUCCACAUUCGGCACUGUGGACUUUGGACCACCAAGCCCCCUGUCUUACGUGCCAGUAUUCUAUUCCUUGUUAACUGACCACAUGGACUUUUGGGGCCGAGUAAAGAAUUUCCUGAUGUUCUUUGAUUUCUCCAUGAAGCAGUGGCAAAUCUUCUCUAUAUAUGACAACGUCAUCAAGGAGCAUUUCCCGGAAGGCUCUAGGCCAGUUUUGUCUCAUCUUCUGAAGAAAGCAGAGCUGUGGUUUAUUAACUCUGACUUUGCCUUUGAAUUUGCUCGGCCCCUGCUUCCUAACACGGUGUAUGUUGGAGGUUUAAUGGCCAAACCUGUUAAACCAGUACCACAAGAAUUUGAGAACUUCAUCACCAGGUUUGGAGACUCUGGUUUUGUCCUUGUGGCCCUGGGCUCCACGGUGAACAUCAUUCAGUCCCAGGAGAUUCUCAAGGAGAUGAAUGCUGCCUUUGCCCGUCUCCCUCAAGGGGUGAUAUGGAAGUGUAAGCCUUCUCAUUGGCCCAAAGACAUCCAAUUGGCAGCAAAUGUGAAAAUUGUGGACUGGCUUCCUCAGAAUGACCUCCUGGGGCAUCCUCGCAUCCGCCUUUUUGUCACCCACGGCGGGGUGAAUAGUGUCAUGGAGGCCAUCCAGCAUGGCGUGCCCGUGGUGGGGAUUCCCCUCUUUGGAGACCAGCCUGAAAACCUGCUCCGAGUUGAAGCCAAAAAGUUCGGUGUCUCCAUCCAGUUAACGCAGAUCAGGGCUGAGACACUGGCUCUGAAGAUGAAGCAAGUCAUCGAGGACAAGAGGUACAAGUCUGCCGCGGUGGCCGCCAGCAUCAUCCGGGCCUCGCACCCCCUGACCCCUGCCCAGCGGUUGGUGGGCUGGAUCGACCACAUCCUCCAGACGGGGGGUGCGGCGCACCUCAAGCCCCACGCCUUCCAGCAGCCGUGGCACGAGCAGUACCUGCUGGAUGUCUUCUUGUUCCUGCUGGUGGUCCCCCUGGGCACUGCGUGGCUCUGUGGGAAGCUGCUGGGCCUGGGGGCCAGGUGGCUGUGUGGGGCCAGGAAGCUGAAGAAGGCUUGAUGUCAAGUGGAGGCUUGGAAGGUGGUGUGUCUGGGCAGCGUCAGCAUUUCCUGGCGUCUCCCACCAGCUUUGUCAACCCUCAUUCCCCACAACCUACCCACUUGCUCUUUUGAUACAAAUUCCUGCUCACCGGCUCCUUCCUACUAUUGGAAUUCUUUACUGAGUCCUUACAGCCUUCUUUAUUGUCCGUCAGCAAGGACUGUUCUGUGGUUCCGCCCCUGGAUAAUAUGGACCAGUGACCCUCAGAGCUGGAGACUUGACGCCGCCUUCGUCAUCACGCCCUUCUUCAUGGCCCCGAGCCUGAAGCAUUCUGGCCUCCAUGCCCGGCAUCUCCUCGGCCUCCUUCCCUCACUCCACCUCCACCACUUGUCAUGGAAUAACCCCCAAGGCAGGCGCCUUGCUGAUCCUUUUGUUUUCUAUUUGCUUCUCCUGCAAACUCUCGUCAAAGCUCAGAAAGCCUGUCCUGGGCAUGCGCAUUCAGGGCCAGACACACCCUUGCCUGUGUCCAAGGUCCCUGCCUUGGAUUCUGCUGAGCUCUCCUUCUUUGCAUAUGGGCGUGGAGACUGCAGGUUGGUCAUGGGUGGAAGUGUCCCUGGUCUACACUUUUCAUAGCUGUGAGCUGUCUUCUCAAUUUUCCUAUUAAAAAGAAAAAAUGAA